ACAGUUACAGAAGAGACAGGAAAGCCAUCCAUUGACAGAAGUCAACAGUCUUAUAGACGAUAGAGGGAAGAAUAUGUCCAGUAAUUCUGAUCAAGUUGUCACCACUAAAGGACAGAGGACAACAGAAGUGAAAAAUACCCAGGAAUCUGUGUCAUUGUCUGUCACAAAACUUGAUAAACAAGCCGAAAAUGAGGGGGUGAGAAGUUCCGCUUCCAUUGUGACAACUAAAGAGCCCAGGACUGCAGAUCUGCAAAGGAACCAGGGUGUCCAACCAUCAACAAAGCUUACUAAACCAGUGGCUAAUGAUAACAGUGUAAAGAAUUUUACUUCAGACAGCACUACCAAAAACCAAAUGAAUACUGGAAUACAAAACAACAGUGAAGUUAAAACAUCAGCAGAGCCAAGAAAACCAGUAACAAAAGCGGGCCCAAUAAAUUUUGCUAAAGCUGUUACAACCAAAAUGCAAAACACCAAAGAAGAAGAAGUUGAGAACAUCUGGGAAUCUGUUCCAAAACCAAAAAGCAGUUUUCCGUCAGGUGAUAAACCAAAAUUAUACGCAGAGGAGGAAGCCCCAGAGAGAUCUGUUCUAACCACGAACUACGCCAACCUCAUACCUCCACCCAGAGUCCACGUCUCCACUCAGAAGACAGAGAAGGAAUCCUGGGACGACGAUGGCCAGUAUCUGUUCGUGUCCUCCAAACUACCCACUACUGCUAGAGAGUGCUACCGGUGGCAAAUUUGUGCCAAACUUGUGAUGUCUGCAAACGAAAACAGGAACAAUUCUGCCCAUCCCAGUGAUUUGGAGCAAAGAAAUAGACCUGAUAUGCUUAGGUAUGUGCCUGGAAGUGGAUCUUUAAAACCUAGUGGCAAGAAAGAUGUAAAUGGAAAUAUUAAGGAAGAAAAAGACCAACCAGCUUUGGCAGAAAGUACCCAGUUAGAGAAGGAAGAAAGUACACAGAAGGCUAGGAGCCCUUGGUCCAAUAAGGCCAUUGAUCAUCAAUCUGGUGAUCCAAGACCUAACGCUGAGUGGUCAGAAAGCAAGCAAAUCCCACUGAAAGCAGUCAAGUCUACCUCUAGUGACAGAAUUCCUGCUCCUCUACAAAACCCAAUUCUUGGGAAAGCUUACCUAAGCCAGAAUUUGAAAGGGCCAAUUUUAUCACAAAUUAGCGCCAAAGCCAUGGCACCCUUACAGAAUAAUCUUCAGGGUUUCAAUCCCCAGGGUAAUUCUCAGAAGGUUGAGGAGUCAACAGUUCAGAGAGCUGGAGCAAUUACUGCUCCUCUGACAGCUGGAGGUGCCUGCUCUCUUUCUCAUGUAAAAGGUAAAGAAGAACAAGGUUCUGCUGUUCCUUCUGCCCUAACAGUUAUUAAUAAAAAUACCAAUGAUUAUUGGAAUGUUUCCAAUAUUACAAGGAAAUCUGUGCAAGUCAAGAAAGAAAUAGAGGUUAAGAAGUCACCUGACUCAUUGUUAUCACAUGAUACACAAGACAAGUCUUCCGUCCAAUCAAGAGAGACCACAAAGCCUCUGAAACAGUCAGAAGAGAAGACUGAAUCCCUAAUAGCUUCAUUGCAACGGAAGUCAUAUCAGAUGACCACUUCUAGCAGCGGUUCCUCUGGUGCUCUACAUGACUACUGGGCUAUUCCGACAAAACAACCAAUCAAAACUGAGAAACCUAACAGUCCUCCUGAAUUUUUUAUAUCACCAGAAAAGGUUGUAAGUGAACAGACCAGUGCAGCUGUUGGUGCUGCAUCAGACUCCACAGUGCCAUCACUUUUGCCAUUUGUCCAAAACAAAGAAAAGCAGACGUCGGCAAUGUCAGACAAAAUUGUGCCGAAACAAGAGAGCUGGGAAGAUGUAAUAUCUGCACCUAUUAUCAGCAAAGAAGCAAAGAACACCAACCAACCAAAAACUGAAAAGAGCAAAGUGCAAACUGUUCAAGAUGGAGCUGAAAGUGAUGAAAAAGUAUUGCAACCACCUCCAAAGAAAAUGUCUAACAUGUUUAAAAAGAUGGCAAAGUUUGGCAUCAUUCCAAACCCUAUUAAAAAGGAAAAGACCAGUGAAAGUUCUCCCACUUCUCUGCUGACAUCUGAAGCAGAAGGGAGUCCUAAACCCUCCAAAACUUUCGCAGAAACAGUCAAGACAGAAGACAAAGAUGUGGAGAGCCUGUCACAAGCAAAGAAAACUGAGGUUGAAGAGCUGGAAAGUUUAGGACUCAACUUUGAUAAAAUGUCUUUGGGAGAUAAUACUGUAAGUUCUCCAACACAAGAAAUGUCACAGUCACUGAAAGACAAUAGAGCCGUUUCCUCUGAUUCUAGGUCUUCUUCAAUAAAUAGACAAGACAGUGCAGUCCUAAAAAGUUGGAAAUCACAGGACACCAGCUUAGCUCAGACAAGCCACUCCAAAGAUAAGGAGGAUUGGGGGAGUGAAUUGAUCAUCCUACCCUCAAAGAGUGGUCUUCCAACUCAAACAAAUGCUGAUGCCGAGAACUUCUUCAAGGAAAAGAUGAGGACUGUCAAAAAAGACCGUGUCAAGCAUAGAUUGCCUGUGUUGAAAAGCCUGACAAAACAUGUGGAGGACUCCAAGACUUACCAGACUUCUGCGACGAAACUUCCCGAGAGUCUGGUCACUAAGAAGGGACAGACGCGUACGGUGCAGGCCCUGAUCCAGCACGCCCUGAAAGAAAACUAGGAGGGAAAAAAGGCUGAUUUGCUUUCCUGUAACAUGGAUAGAAACUGAUUUUUCCUCCCAGCAAAGAAGAGUAGAAGAUAAAGUGUUUAAUGCAUGUGAUCUGAUAAUUAUGGAUUUCCCCAUUUCCAAAGGAGAACAUUGGCUUUUUAUACAAUAUAAGUGUUUUUACUGCCAUGGAUUAUUUUGUUUAAAAAAUAUUUACUUUUGCUUUUCAUGAUUUUUUUUCAACAGAUAAAUUGUUACUUUUCUGAUUAAUAAUGUUUAUUAGAUUUUGAUAGAUUGUCCUUUUUCCAAGGUCCUAUACAUGUAACUCUAUGUAGUGUAUUGCAACAGUUUAUUGAGCUUCAAUUGUUUUAAUCUCAAUUAUGGAUUUUUUUUGUUUGUUUGUGCUUUUGAUGAUAUCAAAAGUUCUUGUUCAAAUC
Saccostrea cuccullata (small rock oyster) is the source of this 3108-nucleotide messenger RNA. RefSeq lists its product as uncharacterized. The coding region runs from base 74 to 2686 and encodes 870 amino acids. Lineage: Eukaryota; Metazoa; Mollusca; Bivalvia; Ostreida; Ostreidae. The record is from RefSeq and is a predicted model, not a curated record. The transcript is spliced from 6 exons.